Molecule: messenger RNA, 1833 nt
Organism: Fomitiporia mediterranea MF3/22
Lineage: Eukaryota; Fungi; Basidiomycota; Agaricomycetes; Hymenochaetales; Hymenochaetaceae
Exons: 4
Coding region: 207-500 (97 amino acids)
Source: RefSeq, a predicted model, not a curated record
UACUCGACCACUCCCCCGCUGCUGCACACCCAGUCUAGAGCCUGCACAUAUCUCUACACCCCGCCUCCAGGCUCUCUUGAACUUACCGGCCCGCACCCGCACCCGCGCGUGUUAGCAGCCAUCGCCGCUGCACACCACCUCUCUCACAACCCGUUCAACUAACACAGCCGCCGCGGCGCCUCCCCCAUCUUAACCCGUUGUACGCAAUGUCAUAUCAAAAGCGCAUGGACCACCUGACGGCGCUCCCGAGCGUGUCAUACCAGUUGUCGAGCCUCCCGCAGGCCAAGAGCCUGGACCAUGUUGCGCUGCACCAACCCACGCUGGCGUCACAUCUACCAGCACAAGAGGCUAAGCUGCGCAAAGCACUUUCCGUCACCUCUCAGAACUCUGCGAACAGCCAGCAACAGACCACGGCACCUAAAACUCACACAGUGCAAAAUUCACCUACGUGCUCACAAACACCGCUCAUGAUGCGUACUACUAAGUCGAAAUUACGAUGAGUGAGAUUGAGAAAGGUCUGGCCUUUCCAGUCCUUACUCCGUCACAUCUGCCUCCACCUGUCUCCUCCGUCUUCGACCGUUCAACCAUCCAACCAUCCUCCCCAUCCAUCCAAAUCGACAAUAAAUGUCCUGCACGCUCAGCGCUGCAGAGGGCUCCGAGCAAGUUGACCUUAAAGUCAUUCGUCUUCACUUCAUUGGACGACCCAACUGCGCUCAGCCACCCUUUCAUUCCAAUCUACACUCGGUUCGUCUCACAUAGAUUUUCGUUUGGUCCUUUGGUUCUUGCGUUUGGGUCGCCUAUCUCUAUCCUCUUUACCUUUCUUUUCCUGUCAACCGUGUCGUUAUCGUUAUCGUUGGGCGUUUGGAUCGUCGUUUACUUUGUACUUCAUCAUUUGGCUUAUCGGGACCUCUGGAGCACCAUUACCAUCACCUCCGCCACCUUACCACAUAAUCAUACCCAAUCGUCACUGCCAUAUUUCGCUAGCUUUCUCCCUGUUCGACCCGGUUAAGCUGGUUCUAUCAUCCGCCGUCCACUAGCACCCCACUCUGUCGUGCCGACUUGCACGCUUUCCGGGGUGGUCGGCGUCCGCAGCCAACGCUGCAUGCGCUUUAUCAGCCAUCCGAAAAAUUUUGCGCCGACACGUCAUGCCUGCAUACGCUCUUCCUUCGUUGUACCGGUGCUUCGGGUGUUCCGAUGUCCGGCCGUCAGCAGCUACCUAGACGUGCUUCGGCGUGCUGCAUUGUACGUCACGACGAUGUUUGGGGCAUUGUGUUUUGGUAGUCGGGUUGCCUCCAGCUCCUUCCCGCUGUUAUCCUAUUUCUCUGGUACACCCAGGACUCUUAAAUUUUUCGGAGUUUGCAAGAAACCCACUAUUGCUUCGGACUCCAGGCUUCUUAUCCCUAGCUACUUCGUGUUUAGCAUGCGGAUCGCUGCUAUUUCCUUUUUCUUCGUUUUCUUUCUGCUUUGCGUCUCGUUUGAGUUUCGGGCUUUGGUGUAAUUGUUUCUUGUCUGCCUGCAUCCUUCCUUGCCUUGUCUCAUCAGUUCAGUCUUUCUUCAUCUCAUAUCCCAUACAUAGACUUCUUUCGUCAUUUCUGUCCUGACUACCGCUCUCCACUGGUUUGGUUUCUUUCAAACAACACAUUAUUCAACCAAAGCAAAUAACAUCUAGCCCUCCCCGUCCAAAUUCAUCCAACCAAUUUCAGGCAAAGCUGUAUCUAGUCACUACUCGUCUCAUCUCGUACAUACAUAAUCCGUUUUGAAUCAACCCACUCAUCUUAUAUUGGUAUUCGUAGUUUUUGCGUAGCGUAUUCAAUCUAACAGAGUUGAAUAAAA